AUGUUAUCAAUAGUAGACAAUUCGUUACGUGUAGUUAACUUUAUGUUUUUAGUUAUCAUUCUAGGUUUAAUUGGCUCUUUAAUUGCUACCUCUGAGUCUGGAAACCAUUCUCCUAGGGUUAACUUUUGUAUUUUCACUGCUGCCUUUGGUUUGCUUUUUGACUCCUUUUAUGCCAUUUUAGCUAAUUUCUUUACUGCAUUUGCUUGGCCUAUCAUUCUAGUUGUUUUAGACUUUUUGAAUUUUGUGUUCACCUUUGCCGCAGCUACUGCCUUGGCUGUUGGUACUAGAACACACUCCUGUACUAACCAAAGUUAUUUAGAUUCCAAUUCUAUUAUGCAAGGUUCCACUGAUAGAUGUAGAAAGGCUCAAGCUUCCACUGCAUUUUUAUAUUUUUCCUUCUUUAUCUUUUUGGUUAAAUUAAUUAUGGAUUUGAUUUCCUUAGUGACUACCGGUGCCUUUGGUUCCUUUGGUGGUGGUCUGGGCAGAAAAAGAACUACUGCUCCAGUUGGUGGCAUUCCAACUGGCGGUGUUCCAACAACUUCUGGUGGUCCAACCAUUUCUCAAGUUUAA
Messenger RNA from Saccharomycodes ludwigii, 570 nucleotides. RefSeq names its product Fhn1p (gene FHN1). The transcript has a single exon. The record is from RefSeq and is a predicted model, not a curated record. Gene Ontology annotation, biological process: eisosome assembly; protein localization to plasma membrane. Lineage: Eukaryota; Fungi; Ascomycota; Saccharomycetes; Saccharomycodales; Saccharomycodaceae. The coding region runs from base 1 to 570 and encodes 189 amino acids. Gene Ontology annotation, cellular component: plasma membrane; eisosome.